Messenger RNA from Ostreococcus lucimarinus CCE9901, 843 nucleotides. RefSeq lists its product with no specific name. Bases 1 to 843 code for a protein of 280 amino acids. Gene Ontology annotation, biological process: retrograde vesicle-mediated transport, Golgi to endoplasmic reticulum. Gene Ontology annotation, molecular function: SNAP receptor activity. Gene Ontology annotation, cellular component: SNARE complex; endoplasmic reticulum. The record is from RefSeq and is a predicted model, not a curated record. The transcript has a single exon. NCBI's taxonomy places the organism in Eukaryota, Viridiplantae, Chlorophyta, Mamiellophyceae, Mamiellales, Bathycoccaceae.
AUGGACGCGACGACGACCACCGGCGCGACCGCGUCGCGCGCGAGCGCCAAGGCGCGCGAGCUCGCCAUCGCGCGCGCGCUCGCGGCGUGCGAAAGAACGGCACCGGACUCGAGCGUGAACGAGCGAAAGCGGCAGCAGAUUCUCGAAUCGUUGAGGGACGGGUUGAAAAGCAUCGAGGGUGACGUCGAUGCGGCGAUAUGGAAGGCUUACGCGACGAGAAUUGACAGAUUAGAUGUUCUUCACUCGACGACUCGAGGUGAGGUCGCGUCGACGAGCGGUGCGCCGCUGAACGAGACGUCGGUCGACGCACCGCCGCCGACAGCCGGCGCCGCGGCGACGACGCGACGCGCGUAUCGACCGUCGUUUGCAAAGACGACGACGCCGCGAGGCGUCGUCGCUUGCAUUACGGAAGUAGUUAGCAAAGACGACGAUGAAUGCGCCGCGUCGAGCGCGGCGAGACGAAGUCUCCACGGACCGCCGUCGACGAAGACGCUCACGGCGGAGGACGAAGUCGAGUUGAGAAGGCAACGCGCUAUACAGGACGGAUUAACGGAUGAGAUGUCCGAGCUCGCGAGUGGAUUAAAAGCUAACGCACUCGCGCUCGAACGUGGGCUUGGUCGUUCGUCUGCGGCGGUCGCGGAGUUAGAGUCGCGAUUAGGCGCCAACGUUCACGGCGUGAAGUCGAGCGCGAAGCGGCAAGACGCCGCGUUUCGGGCGAACCGGCGCGGCUCCUGUUGGACGUGGCUCAUACUCGCUUUAGUCGGCGUUUUAUUCGCGUGGACAUACGUCGUCAUCAAAGUUUCUAGCGAUAGGACGAAGCGUUCACGCGCCAAGGCGCUGUAA